This is a messenger RNA of Homo sapiens (human), 7153 nucleotides long. RefSeq names its product kinesin family member 13A (gene KIF13A). Bases 173 to 5422 code for a protein of 1749 amino acids. Gene Ontology annotation, cellular component: cytoplasm; endosome membrane; centrosome. Lineage: Eukaryota; Metazoa; Chordata; Mammalia; Primates; Hominidae. The record is from RefSeq and is marked reviewed. Gene Ontology annotation, molecular function: microtubule binding; ATP binding; microtubule motor activity. Gene Ontology annotation, biological process: microtubule-based movement; establishment of protein localization. The transcript has 38 exons.
GUCGCGCUCCCCCGGGAUGGCCCGCGCGCCUCGGCGCUGCCUCUCGGAGCUCACGGCGGAGCGGCGGCGGCCGCGCUCGAGGGGCGCGCGGCUGCAGCGGCGGCGGCGCCGCGCGUGAGGGGCCGCCUAAGGCCGAGCGGGCGCGGCGAGCGGCCGGGCGAGCGCAGCCAACAUGUCGGAUACCAAGGUAAAAGUUGCCGUCCGGGUCCGGCCCAUGAACCGACGAGAACUGGAACUGAACACCAAGUGCGUGGUGGAGAUGGAAGGGAAUCAAACGGUCCUGCACCCUCCUCCUUCUAACACCAAACAGGGAGAAAGGAAACCUCCCAAGGUAUUUGCCUUUGAUUAUUGCUUUUGGUCCAUGGAUGAAUCUAACACUACAAAAUACGCUGGUCAAGAAGUGGUUUUCAAGUGCCUUGGGGAAGGAAUUCUUGAAAAAGCCUUUCAGGGGUAUAAUGCGUGUAUUUUUGCAUAUGGACAGACAGGUUCGGGAAAAUCCUUUUCCAUGAUGGGCCAUGCUGAGCAGCUGGGCCUUAUUCCAAGGCUCUGCUGUGCUUUAUUUAAAAGGAUCUCUUUGGAGCAAAAUGAGUCACAGACCUUUAAAGUUGAAGUGUCCUAUAUGGAAAUUUAUAAUGAGAAAGUUCGGGAUCUUUUAGACCCCAAAGGGAGUAGACAGUCUCUUAAAGUUCGAGAACAUAAAGUUUUGGGACCAUAUGUAGAUGGUUUAUCUCAACUAGCUGUCACUAGUUUUGAGGAUAUUGAGUCAUUGAUGUCUGAGGGAAAUAAGUCUCGAACGGUAGCUGCUACCAACAUGAACGAAGAAAGCAGCCGCUCCCAUGCUGUGUUCAACAUCAUAAUCACACAGACACUUUAUGACCUGCAGUCUGGGAAUUCCGGGGAGAAAGUCAGUAAGGUCAGCUUGGUAGACCUGGCGGGUAGCGAAAGAGUAUCUAAAACAGGAGCUGCAGGAGAGCGACUGAAAGAAGGCAGCAACAUUAACAAAUCGCUUACAACCUUGGGGUUGGUUAUAUCAUCACUGGCUGACCAGGCAGCUGGCAAGGGUAAAAGCAAAUUUGUGCCUUAUCGAGAUUCAGUCCUCACUUGGCUGCUUAAGGACAACUUGGGGGGCAACAGCCAAACCUCUAUGAUAGCCACAAUCAGCCCAGCCGCAGACAACUAUGAAGAGACCCUCUCCACAUUAAGAUAUGCAGACCGAGCCAAAAGGAUUGUGAACCAUGCUGUUGUGAAUGAGGACCCCAACGCAAAAGUGAUCCGAGAACUGCGGGAGGAAGUCGAGAAACUGAGAGAGCAGCUCUCUCAGGCAGAGGCCAUGAAGGCCCCUGAACUGAAGGAGAAGCUCGAAGAGUCUGAAAAGCUGAUAAAAGAACUAACAGUGACUUGGGAAGAGAAGCUGAGAAAAACAGAAGAGAUAGCACAGGAAAGACAACGACAACUUGAAAGCAUGGGGAUUUCCCUGGAGAUGUCCGGUAUCAAGGUGGGGGAUGACAAAUGCUACUUAGUCAAUCUGAAUGCAGACCCUGCUCUUAACGAACUUCUGGUUUAUUAUUUAAAGGAUCACACCAGGGUGGGUGCAGAUACCUCUCAAGAUAUCCAGCUUUUUGGCAUAGGAAUUCAGCCUCAGCACUGUGAGAUUGACAUUGCAUCUGAUGGAGACGUCACUCUCACUCCAAAAGAAAAUGCAAGGUCCUGUGUGAACGGCACCCUUGUGUGCAGUACCACCCAGCUGUGGCAUGGUGACCGAAUCCUAUGGGGAAAUAAUCACUUUUUUAGAAUAAACUUACCUAAGAGGAAACGUCGAGAUUGGUUGAAAGACUUUGAAAAAGAAACGGGCCCGCCAGAGCAUGACCUGGAUGCAGCCAGUGAGGCUUCCUCUGAACCAGACUAUAACUAUGAAUUUGCACAGAUGGAAGUUAUCAUGAAAACCCUGAAUAGUAAUGACCCAGUUCAAAAUGUGGUUCAGGUCCUGGAGAAACAAUACCUAGAAGAAAAGAGAAGUGCCCUAGAGGAGCAGCGGCUCAUGUAUGAGCGGGAACUGGAGCAACUCCGCCAGCAGCUCUCCCCCGACAGGCAGCCACAGAGUAGCGGCCCUGACCGCCUGGCCUACAGCAGCCAGACAGCGCAGCAGAAGGUGACCCAGUGGGCAGAAGAGAGGGAUGAACUCUUCCGACAAAGCCUGGCAAAACUGCGAGAGCAGCUGGUUAAAGCUAAUACCUUGGUGAGGGAAGCAAACUUCCUGGCUGAGGAAAUGAGCAAACUCACCGAUUACCAAGUGACUCUUCAGAUCCCUGCUGCAAACCUCAGUGCCAAUAGGAAGAGAGGUGCAAUAGUGAGUGAACCAGCUAUCCAAGUGAGGAGGAAAGGAAAGAGCACCCAAGUGUGGACCAUUGAGAAGCUGGAGAAUAAAUUAAUUGACAUGAGAGACCUUUACCAAGAAUGGAAGGAAAAAGUUCCUGAGGCAAAGAGACUCUACGGAAAACGAGGUGACCCUUUCUAUGAAGCCCAAGAAAAUCACAACCUCAUCGGGGUGGCGAAUGUAUUCUUGGAAUGCCUCUUCUGUGAUGUGAAACUUCAGUAUGCAGUCCCUAUCAUCAGCCAGCAGGGGGAGGUUGCAGGGCGUCUCCACGUGGAAGUGAUGCGUGUUACAGGAGCUGUUCCAGAGCGUGUGGUGGAGGAUGACUCUUCGGAGAAUUCCAGUGAAAGUGGGAGCCUUGAAGUCGUAGACAGCAGCGGGGAAAUCAUUCACCGAGUCAAAAAGCUGACAUGUCGGGUAAAAAUUAAAGAAGCAACGGGGCUGCCCUUAAACCUCUCAAAUUUUGUCUUCUGUCAAUACACAUUCUGGGACCAGUGUGAGUCUACGGUGGCUGCCCCGGUGGUGGACCCCGAGGUGCCUUCACCACAGUCCAAGGAUGCCCAGUACACAGUGACCUUCUCCCACUGUAAGGACUAUGUGGUGAAUGUAACAGAAGAAUUUCUGGAGUUCAUUUCAGAUGGAGCACUGGCCAUUGAAGUAUGGGGCCACCGGUGUGCUGGAAAUGGCAGCUCCAUCUGGGAGGUCGAUUCUCUUCAUGCUAAGACAAGAACACUGCAUGACAGGUGGAAUGAAGUAACGCGAAGAAUAGAAAUGUGGAUCUCCAUAUUAGAAUUGAAUGAGUUAGGAGAGUAUGCUGCAGUGGAACUUCAUCAGGCAAAAGAUGUCAACACAGGAGGCAUCUUUCAACUUAGACAGGGUCAUUCCCGUAGAGUACAAGUCACGGUGAAACCUGUGCAGCAUUCAGGGACACUGCCACUUAUGGUUGAAGCCAUCCUGUCAGUAUCCAUCGGCUGUGUAACUGCCAGGUCCACCAAACUCCAAAGAGGGCUGGACAGUUACCAGGAAGAAGACUUAAACUGCGUAAGGGAGAGGUGGUCAGAUGCACUCAUUAAACGACGAGAAUACCUGGAUGAACAGAUAAAAAAAGUCAGCAAUAAAACAGAGAAAACAGAGGACGAUGUGGAGCGGGAAGCCCAGCUUGUGGAGCAGUGGGUAGGGCUGACUGAGGAAAGGAAUGCUGUGCUGGUGCCAGCCCCAGGCAGUGGGAUUCCUGGGGCACCUGCCGACUGGAUCCCACCUCCUGGAAUGGAAACCCACAUACCAGUUCUCUUCCUCGAUUUGAAUGCGGAUGACCUCAGUGCCAAUGAGCAGCUUGUUGGCCCCCAUGCAUCCGGCGUGAACUCCAUCCUGCCCAAGGAGCAUGGCAGCCAGUUUUUCUACCUGCCCAUCAUAAAGCACAGUGAUGAUGAGGUUUCAGCCACAGCCUCUUGGGAUUCCUCGGUGCAUGAUUCUGUUCACUUGAAUAGGGUCACACCACAGAAUGAAAGGAUUUACCUAAUUGUGAAAACCACAGUUCAACUCAGCCACCCUGCUGCUAUGGAGUUAGUAUUACGAAAACGAAUUGCAGCCAAUAUUUACAACAAACAGAGUUUCACGCAGAGUUUGAAGAGGAGAAUAUCCCUGAAAAAUAUAUUUUAUUCCUGUGGUGUAACCUAUGAAAUAGUAUCCAAUAUACCAAAGGCAACUGAGGAGAUAGAGGACCGGGAAACGCUGGCUCUCCUGGCAGCAAGGAGUGAAAACGAAGGCACAUCAGAUGGGGAGACGUACAUUGAGAAGUACACUCGAGGCGUGCUGCAGGUGGAAAACAUUCUGAGUCUUGAACGGCUCCGGCAGGCCGUCACAGUCAAAGAAGCACUUUCCACCAAAGCCCGGCACAUUCGGAGGAGCCUCAGUACACCAAAUGUUCAUAAUGUCUCUUCCAGCCGACCGGACCUUUCUGGCUUUGAUGAAGAUGACAAGGGUUGGCCAGAGAACCAGUUGGACAUGUCUGACUAUAGCUCCAGUUACCAAGAUGUAGCAUGUUAUGGAACUUUACCCAGGGAUUCUCCUCGAAGGAAUAAAGAAGGUUGUACAUCAGAGACUCCUCAUGCCUUAACCGUCAGCCCUUUUAAAGCAUUCUCUCCUCAGCCACCAAAGUUUUUCAAGCCCCUAAUGCCUGUAAAAGAGGAGCAUAAGAAAAGGAUAGCCCUGGAAGCAAGGCCUCUUCUAAGCCAGGAGGACUCUGAGGAGGAAGAAAAUGAGCUGGAAGCUAUUAACAGGAAGCUAAUAAGUUCACAGCCUUAUGUACCUGUGGAGUUUGCUGACUUCAGUGUUUACAAUGCCAGCUUGGAGAACAGGGAAUGGUUUUCCUCUAAAGUAGAUCUGUCAAACUCACGGGUCUUGGAGAAAGAAGUGUCCCGUAGCCCUACCACCAGCAGUAUUACCAGUGGCUACUUUUCCCACAGUGCCUCCAAUGCCACCCUGUCUGACAUGGUGGUCCCUUCUAGUGACAGCUCAGACCAGCUGGCCAUUCAGACGAAGGAUGCAGACUCCACCGAGCACUCCACACCAUCGCUUGUGCAUGAUUUCAGGCCGUCCUCAAACAAAGAGUUGACAGAAGUCGAAAAAGGCUUGGUAAAGGACAAGAUAAUUGUGGUGCCACUCAAGGAAAACAGUGCCUUAGCCAAAGGGAGCCCAUCAUCCCAGAGCAUCCCUGAGAAAAACUCCAAAUCACUGUGCAGGACUGGCUCAUGUUCAGAACUAGAUGCCUGCCCCAGCAAAAUUAGCCAGCCAGCCAGGGGAUUCUGCCCCAGGGAGGUGACGGUAGAACACACCACCAACAUCCUUGAAGACCAUUCUUUCACAGAAUUUAUGGGAGUGUCAGAGGGAAAAGAUUUUGAUGGUUUGACAGAUUCUUCUGCUGGAGAGCUUUCCAGUAGGAGGAGUCUACCAAAUAAAACAGGCGGCAAGACUGUCUCCGAUGGGCUCCACCACCCCAGCCAGCUGCAUUCCAAGUUAGAGAAUGACCAGGGAGGCACAACCUCACGGUGAGAGCAGCAAGCACCCCUCCUCAGGCCACAGCUUGGCGUCUUUGUUCGCCUGGUCACCUUGGGCAAGCACCAGCCCCAUCUCUAAAACAUGCUGCCGCCUGGCUGGACCUCAGACCAGAAGCUGGAGAAUCCACACCGUGCACUUCCUGGGCCACCUCCUUUCCCCUCCCCAGUGGGAGAAGCGGCACUUUGUCACUUGGGUGAAUCAACAGCCUCUGCUUUUUCCAGAAAGCAAGAGAACUGAAAAUCCUGGAUUAACUAAGUGACAGUAUUUUUUUUUGCACUUACUACACACCUCCACUGUAUAGAAACCUCUACAGAUUCCAACAGACUUUAUUCUUGUACAAUUUUAAUCAGUUCUUACUGUAGAAUCUGGAGUCAAUGCUCUAAUCUGUUUUUUAUAAAUAAUAUAUAUUAUGUAUAUGAAAUGUGUAUCUAUAGUAUGUCUGGAGACAGACAAGGCUGCACACUAAAAUGCAGAUAAAGGUGAUUUGUAGAAAAUCAUAAGGUACUGGACUUCGUUACAAAGCAACUUGGGCGAUCUCUUAUACAUGAGCAGAUGAAAAAUAUUUUAUUGCCUAAGAAUGAGCUUGCAAAUCCCUCUUUGCAGAAAAGGUUAUAGAAUGCUGUUCUUUAUAACCAAAGAACUUACAUAAGACAACAUUUUUGCUGUCCACUCUUUUGUGUGAACAUGUAUGUUUGACUGCAAGUUUGGUGCCAUAAUUCCCUUGGCUACCAAGCCACGUGCUGCCAUUCUCUGUCCUUUGUUUCAUAAGCACACUGAGAAAUCUCACAGCUAUAUUCUUUGGUCUUCCACCUGCCCCUCCACCUGCUGACUUGACAUUGUAUUAUAACUGUUGACAAUGACUGGGGUCCUGACUCCACAGUUGCCUGGACCGUGGCUCAGCCCAGCUGGGCAGGUGGAAUGAAGAGAGCCGUAUUACUGUAAGAAAACACAAGGACAGCCAGGAGUAGUGGUGGGGUGGGUGGGGUGGGAGGUGUUGAUUUUUGUGUGUUUCUGUGUGUGUGGUUUUGUUUUGGAUUGGUAGGUUUCACUGUGGCGUGGUUUUGCUGUUGUUAUUUUGCUUGAUUCUGGAAAAUGCUGAGGAGAUGGACUGAGCUAUGAAGUUCAAUGGUUCACCCUUUACCAUGUUUGCAGGAGAUGAUCGAAUACAGAUGACCCUGCUGUCGUGUCUUCAUUUGUAAAAUUCUCCUACAAAUGGAGACAUUGAAGGAUUAUGUGUAUGGAAAUUUUUACAAAAUUCCUUUCUGUACCUAUUCUGUAGAUGCCUGUAUAAUCGGUCUGGAUGUACAGCUAUAAAUGUGUUGUGAGAGCAAGAGAGAGAGAAUGGGUAGAGCCUGCUGUACCUUUUUUCUUUUAAAUUCUUCGAGUUGGUAAAUGAGUAAGAUAUUGGAAACCUUAAUGAAAAGCUGCUGUUCAUGAUUUGUGUGUAUAGUGAGCUGACUGUAGUAUUUUACUAUUGUCUGUUAAAAAAAGAAAAACUGUAAUUUAUAUCCCCUUUGAACUUUAUUGUGUUUAAUUGGUACACAUUUCUGUGUGUGUGUGUGUGUAUGUGUUUUAGAAUACAAACUGUGUAAUUCAGAUUUUAAAACACUAAUCAUUUGUCUUUAAUAACCCUGCCUUUAGUUUCAAAUCUAACUUACCAUAUUUCUAUGUGUGCAUGUCUCUGCAGUGUUAAAAAUAAUAAUAUCAGCAUUUAUUAGGGGUCAA